Messenger RNA from Oncorhynchus keta (chum salmon), 5521 nucleotides. RefSeq names its product solute carrier family 8 member 2a (gene slc8a2a). The transcript has 16 exons. Gene Ontology annotation, cellular component: postsynapse; sarcolemma; axon. The coding region runs from base 1054 to 3867 and encodes 937 amino acids. Gene Ontology annotation, biological process: sodium ion transmembrane transport; calcium ion import across plasma membrane; cell communication. Gene Ontology annotation, molecular function: calcium:sodium antiporter activity. Lineage: Eukaryota; Metazoa; Chordata; Actinopteri; Salmoniformes; Salmonidae. The record is from RefSeq and is a predicted model, not a curated record.
GUGUAGACUAUUAUUCCGUUUAAGUAGGAUAUAAACAUAUAGAUCUAACUUUUUAAAUAGGGCUGAACAUAGGUAUAUACUUAAAUGCAAGUAUUUUCUUCUGAAAUUAAAGGUAAGUUCUCUAAUACUUCAUUUGUUAUAAGUAGCCUAGCCUACUAAAUGUUAAACUUAAUACUUUGAUUCAGAGGGGUUGGGUUAAAUGCGGAAGACACGUUUCAGUUGAAUGCAUUGUUGUACAACUGACCAGGUAUCAGCUUUCCCUUUAAUUUGCUUCUUUAAACAGGCCUACUUUUGUACUAACAUUUUUUUUUUCAUAGGCCUUCUUUCUAUAUAUGCCGCAUUCACGUGCUAGUCGGAGCUAAACUCGGUUAUGUUCGACUUGCUAACUGGUUGAACGCGUUACACUUACCAUCAGAACCAGUAAGGAAUUCGGAAACAUUCAAGUUCCAACUAGCACGUGAACGCGGUAAUAUUCUCUGCUAUAAAGAGACGGGUUCGUUGCAGGACCAAUGAUCGUGUUUGUUUCGCGGUUGCGCAGUGUACGCGGUGUGUGAUCACCCGCAUGGAUUCCAGCAUCAGUAGGGGAUUCAGAGUAAACGGGAAAGUGCGUCUGUGAGUCCACCUGUUUGGGAAGAAGAGGAAAGUUUUGCUGGGGACUUGUUCUGAUUGUUUCGAAGCAAUGUCAGCAUUACGGCGAAACGUGCCGUAGGCGACGAGGUCCGUGCUGCUCCUAAGGUGACAGGACCGCAGGAUGAUUGCUGGGCUGGGCAGGGUGUCAGGGCAGUAAUAGAAACCUCAGGAGCGGAGUCGCUGUCUGCUGGCUGUCUGCUGGCUGUCACUGAUCGCUGCUGACUGAUAGCACUCUGCAUUUGUCUAGACUGGCAUUUGAUACCGCCAGAGUGAGAAGAGACUUCAAUCCACGCUUUGGGUUUUGUUUACUAAGCUCCAGUGCCCAACCACUAGCAUUGGCAUCGAUGACUGUAAAACAAUGGAGAGUGUUCCUACCCAGCUGCUCCUCCGGUGACCCCAGGCACCACCUAACUCAGGGAUAGCAUGGGACCCCACCCUGUGUAUCCCCCACUCCCAUCCUUCCUACUCCUCCUCUCCAUCCUCCUCCUCCUGCCCCACCCGGCCACCUCUUCCUUCCAUUCCAAGCCUCAGGUGGUGGAGCGGGCAUCUGUAUCAGGCACCCCAGCUACCCCAUCUGGUAACACCACAGGGGGCAAGCGGGCGUGCACAGACAAGGUGAUGUGUAGACCUGGCAUUGUGCUGCCUGUGUGGCUACCACUCAGCCCUCCACUGGCGGAGCAGACGGGGAGGGCGAUAGUCUACUUUACCUGCCUCAUGUACAUGUUCCUGGGUGUGUCCAUCAUCGCCGACCGCUUCAUGGCCUCCAUCGAGGUCAUCACCUCCCAGGAGAAAGAGGUGACUAUCACCAAACCCAACGGGGAGACGUCAGUGACCACUGUGCGGAUCUGGAACGAGACUGUGUCUAACCUCACGCUCAUGGCCCUGGGCUCCUCUGCACCAGAGAUCCUUCUCUCUGUCAUCGAGGUGUGUGGUCACAACUUUGACGCGGGUGAGCUUGGACCGGGCACCAUCGUGGGCAGCGCUGCCUUCAACAUGUUUGUGAUCAUCGGAGUGUGUGUGUGGGUCAUCCCCGACGGGGAGUCGCGAAAGAUCAAACAUCUGAGAGUGUUCUUCAUCACAGCCUUCUGGAGCAUCUUCGCAUACAUCUGGCUCUACCUCAUCCUGGCUGUUAUCUCCCCGGGAGUAGUAGAGGUGUGGGAGGCUCUGGUCACUCUGCUCUACUUCCCAGUGUGUGUGAUCUUGGCUUGGAUCGCCGACCGCCGCCUGCUCUUCUACAAGUACAUGCACAAGCGUUACCGUGCCGACAAGCGGCAUGGCAUUGUUGUGGAAACGGAAGGUGACCUGGCGCCCAAGGGGAUCGAUGUAAUCAUGGACGCUAAGUUCUCGGAUAGCAAUUCCACUGCUGGAAACUCCUCCAGUGUCUGCACAGUCUCUGUUCAGACAGGCAAGGAGCUGGACCAGAACAGAGAUGAGGUGGUACGCAUCCUGAAGGACCUGAAGCAGAAGCACCCGGACAAAGACCUGGAGCAGCUUAUCGAGAUGGCCAACUACUCAGCUCUGGUGCAGCAGAGGAAGAGCCGCGCCUUUUACCGCAUCCAAGCCACACGCAUGAUGAUCGGUGCCGGCAAUGUGCUCAAGAAGCAUGCCGCUGAGCACACGCGACGCAAAGCCGCCGCAACGGAGUGCGGCGCCCUGGAGAAAGAGGACAGGGCCACGUGCACCCACCUGUCCUUUGAGCGUGCCCAGUACCAGUGCACAGAGAACUGUGGUACCCUGAGCCUAGCAGUGAUCUGUGAGGGUGGCAUGGGGCAGCACACCUUCUAUGUGGACUACCACACGGAGAAUGGCUCGGCAAAUGCCGGGGCGGACUAUGAGUUUAGCGAGGGGACGCUGGUGUUCAAACCAGGGGAGAGUCGGAAGGAGAUUAAGGUGGGCAUCUUGGACGACGACGUCUUCGAGGAAGACGAGCACUUCUUUGUGCGGCUGCAGAAUCUCCGUCUGGAUGAGGGCGGCAACGAGGUUUCACUGGGAACGCCGCCCAAGGGCCGGCUGGUGGAGCCGUUAGUUACCAUGGUUACCAUCCUGGACGACGACCACGCCGGCAUCUUCACGUUCGGCGAGCGCGUGCUGCGAGUGAGCGAGAGCUCCGGUACGAUGGUGGUGACGGUGGUGCGGAACUCUGGCUCGCGGGGCACCGUGAUGUUGCCCUACCGCACUGAGGAUGGCAGCGCCCGUGCCGGCGUGGACUACGAGGAGACCAAAGGCGAGCUUGAGUUCUCCAACGAACAGACCAGUCAGACUCUACAGGUACGCAUUGUAAAUGUGGAGGAAUAUGAGAAGCAGGAAAACUUCUUCAUUGUGCUGGAUGAGCCCAAAUGGCUAAAGCGAGGAAUCUCAGCUCUGCUGCUCAACCAGGGGAACCCUACUCCAGAAGAGGAGGACGCCAGACGUAUCUCAGAGAUGGGGAAGCCCAUUCUAGGGGAGCACAGCAGGCUAGAGGUCAUCAUAGAGGAGUCCUACGAGUUUAAGAGCACCGUGGACAAACUCUUGAAGGACACCAAUCUGGCUGUGGUGAUUGGAACUCAUUCCUGGAGAGAACAGUUCAUUGAGGCGGUCACAGUCAGUUCAGGAGGUGACGAGGAAGAGGGAGUGGAGCGGCGAAUGCCCAACUGCUUUGACUACUUCAUGCACAUUGUGACAGUUUUCUGGAAGAUUCUGUUUGCCUGCGUGCCACCUACCGAGUACUGGAAUGGCUGGGCCUGCUUUGUGGUGUCCAUCAUUGUCAUUGGCUUACUAACCACCGUCAUCGGGGACCUGGCCUCCCACUUCGGCUGCACCGUGGGCCUCAAAGACAGUGUCACUGCUGUGGUGUUUGUGGCUCUGGGCACCUCCAUCCCUGACACCUUUGCCAGUAAAGUCGCUGCCACCCAGGACCAGUAUGCCGACGCGUCGGUGGGCAACGUGACGGGUAGCAAUGCGGUCAACGUUUUCUUGGGCAUCGGGGUGGCGUGGUCCAUCGCUGCCAUCUACUGGGAGACCAAAGGUCAAACUUUCCGCGUGGACCCCGGCUCACUGGCCUUCUCGGUCACGCUCUUCACCAUCUUCGCCUUCAUCAACAUGGGGGUGCUGAUGCUCCGCCGCCGGCCGUCUGUAGGGGGAGAGCUGGGGGGGCCCAAGGUCACCAAGGUGCUCACCACCCUAUUCUUCUUUGGCCUCUGGUUCAUCUACAUCCUCUUUUCCAGCCUGGAGGCCUACUGCCAUGUAAAGGGCUUCUGAGGGAGCACAGGGCUAGAUAGGUAGAUGGGUAGAUUGAGGAACUCACACAUGCACACAGACACACACACAUGCGCAUACAUGCUUGCACGCACACAUACACACACAUACACACACAUACACAUCAUCAUCAUCAUCAUUGCCACUGCAACGACACAUCUUCGACAUCUAGCAGAAGAUCCACUACCAGGAGUAAUGAUGCAAAUGUCUAUUUUCUGUACUCACUGCUCACAGAGAGAAUGUCAGACACUCUCUCGCUCGCUCUCUCUCUCUCACACACACACACACACACACACACACACAAAAUGUAGGGUGUAGAAGAAAAUGUAGAAGGAAAAGGUGGUUAUUAGUAGAGGAAUGUGGUGGUGAUGGACUAUGUGAUGAUCACAAUCACAGGAUGCUAAUAUGCCUGGUAUAGAAAGUGGAGGGGACACCGUGCAAAGACACUCUUUAAAAUAGGCUGCUCAGGUUAAGAGGAAAGACAUGGAUGGAGUGUGAAGUCUGGAUCUUGACAACACUGGAGACCACAUCAACAUGAUUCUGGUCUGGGUCUGUCUGGGCCUCAGCUCCUGAGGUCUGGGUAUAGUUUUACAGUUUUGGACCAGGCCAUAAUCUUUGGUAGUCUCUCAACUCACGUGGUCAAGAUCUGUCACUGAAUACCAUCUCUUGUCAGAGUUAUUUGGCCACGUAGCUCUGGUCCAUCGUGCAACGACAACAACGAGUUACCUCUUCAGAGGCAACUCGUUGUUGUCAUCACGCAAUGGACCAGAGCUAGUGGCCAAGUAGGACUGACAUAACACUGAGGGGACACCUUGUUCUGCAUGCCUUGCCGGCGGCAAAGUAUCAGCACCCCAAUGUUAAUUCCCUAAUGUGGGAGCCGGGUAGGAAUGCAAUGGCUAACACUUAGGUGGACCCAUUGUGCAAAACUGUUUGAAAUUAUAUAAUUUCAAUCAGUGUUGCCCACUGGGGAAGAUGCCUUAUUUGACUGUAAGGUCAAAUAAGAGUUUUGGUUUGAGUCUAGGUCUUCAUCUUGCUGCUUAUGGCCUACCUAUGUUAGUUGAACGAGGGCACUACGGUGGCUGAUCCAGAUAAACUUGAUGAACAGAACAAUGUAAACUACACAUGGCAGAUAAGCAUCUCCCUUUCUCCCUUUUGGUCCUGUAUGGCACAAUGGAUAUAGCUGCCUCCGACACCCACAACAACCUCUUCCCCAGCUUUUGUAUUAUACAUUUCUCUUGGAAAUAGUUGUAUCUCUAUUCCCUAUUAUGUCAUCUUGUGGCAAGAGGUGAAAUGCUAAUAUAAUUAGCUUAUCCCCUUUCAUUUGGGCUCACCCCAGUCUUCAUAGCAAAAACAACCAAAGACUAUGGGCUCAAUGCUGUUUAGUAGCAUGCUAUUGCAUGCUGUUUAAAAAUGCUGAGAAGCUGCUAUGACAUGAAAUACUGUAAAUUAUAGAGAAAUCACUGAGUAUCUGCCAUUUAGAGUGACAAUGUGACAGAGAUAAUUCAUCCAACUCAACAUGAGUAGUCUUAUCAUCAAUUUAUUUAUGAAUUUUGUCAUUAAAUGUAUGUAUAUUUUAAUGUAAGAACUUACAUUCACAAGAAAUGACAUUGUAAUUUAUUUCAAGUUGUAACAAUUACAUUGAAAAUGUAUCACAGUU